Molecule: messenger RNA, 7266 nt
Organism: Notolabrus celidotus (New Zealand spotty)
Lineage: Eukaryota; Metazoa; Chordata; Actinopteri; Labriformes; Labridae
Gene: prex1
Product: phosphatidylinositol-3,4,5-trisphosphate-dependent Rac exchange factor 1
Exons: 40
Coding region: 285-5222 (1645 amino acids)
Biological process (GO): intracellular signal transduction
Molecular function (GO): protein binding; guanyl-nucleotide exchange factor activity
Source: RefSeq, a predicted model, not a curated record
UGCUCCGUCUCAGCUCUGAACUGAUCUACUGUUGCCUUCAAUGCCCGCUCCCUCAGCUGGUGUACCGACCACAUUGCCCGGCUCUCCGUUUGUUGUUUGCUACUUUCAGUGAACUUUAUUUGCAGUGUGUGGGGAUUUGUGCAUCACUCUCUCAGUGAGAAAUUUGGGAAAACAUACCGCUGCAACAAUGGACUGAAGCAGCUGCCCAGUAAAGUGUGGAUACUCUGGAAAAGACGCGUGUAUUUGUGUAGAGAGCGACCUUUCUGCGGGGUUGAAUUACCAUCAUGGAAGAGGACGACGGGCAUCACGAGAACGGGAUCCACGCCAUCAAGGACUCGGACCGGCAGCAGCGGCUGAGGCUUUGUGUUUUGAAUGAAAUGCUGAACACAGAGAGGGAUUAUGUUCGGACCUUGCUUUUCCUUCAGUCGGCCUUCUUGCACAGAAUCAGACAAACGGCAGAUGACCAACAGUGUCUCUCGCCUGAGCAUGUCAAGAUUCUGUUUUCAAAUAUUGAGGACAUCCUGGAGUUGCACAAAGAGGUGUUGUCCGCAGUGGAGUCCAGUCUGCAGCCUGAACCCCAUCCUCAUCAUGCACUGGGACACGUGUUUCUGCAGUUUAGGGAGAGUUUCUCAGUGUACGGCGAGUACUGCAGUAACCAUGAGAAGGCUCUGCGGCUCCUCAUGGAGCUGAACAAGAUCCCCAACAUCAGAACCUUCCUGCUGCACUGCAUGCUUCUGGGAGGGAAGAAAAGCACAGAUAUCCCCCUGGAGGGCUACCUUCUCACCCCCAUUCAGAGGAUCUGCAAGUACCCUCUGCUGCUGAAGGAGCUGCUGAAGCGGACUCCCAAGAAGCACGCUGACUACCCAGCAGUGGAGGAGGCUCUGCAGGCCAUGAAGGCUGUCUGCUCCAACAUCAAUGAGACCAAGAGGCAGAUGGAGAAACUGGAGGCUCUGGAACAGCUGCAGUCUCACAUUGAAGGCUGGGAGGGAACAAACCUGACGGAUAUUUGCACAGGGUUGCUCCUUCAUGGAAAUCUCCUUAAAAUCUCAGCUGGAAACAUCCAGGAGCGCGUCUUCUUCUUGUUUGACAACCUUCUGGUGUACUGCAAGAAAAAGUCCAGGGUUUCUGGAAAGAAGUCCACCAAGAGGACCAAGUCUAUCAACGGGCCACUCUAUGUGUUCAGAGGCAGAAUCAACACGGAGGUGAUGGAGGUGGAAAACGUUGAGGAUGGAACAGCGGACUAUCACAGCAACAACUACACAGUGACAAACGGCUGGAAGAUCCACAACACAGCGAAGAACAAGUGGUUCGUCUGCAUGGCCAAAAAUGCAGAGGACAAGCAGAAGUGGCUGGACGCCAUCAUCAGGGAGCGGGAGCAGAGAGAAAGUCUCAAACUGGGAAUGGAGCGGGAUGCCUACAUGAUGAUUGCAGAGAAAGGAGAAAAGCUCUACCACAUGAUGAUGACCAAGAACCGACACCUCAUUAAGGAUAGACGCCGGAAGCUCAGCAUUGUGCCCAAGUGCUUCAUGGGAAAUGAGUUUGUGUCAUGGCUGAUAGAGAGUGGAGAGAUCAGCAAACCUGACGAAGGAGUCAACCUGGGACAGGCCUUGCUGGAAAAUGGCAUCAUUCACCAUGUGUCAGACAAGCACCAGUUCAAGAACGAGCAGGUGUUGUACCGAUUCCGCUACGAUGAUGGCACCUACAAGGCCCGCAGUGAGAUGGAGGACAUCAUGUCGAAGGGCGUCAGGCUGUACUGCCGCCUCCACAGCCUCCACACGCCUGUCAUCAAGGACAGAGACCAUCAUCUGAAGACCUUUAAAUCUGUGAUACCUGCAAGCAAACUGGUAGACUGGCUGCUCCUGCAGGGCGACUGCUCGACCCGAGAGGAUGCUGUGACGCUGGGUGUGGGGCUCUGCAACAGCGGCUUCAUGCACCACGUCUUGGAGAAGAGCGAGUUCAAAGACGAGUCCCAGUUCUUCCGUUUCUAUGCGGACGAGGAGAUGGAAGGAACCGGCACUAAGAGCAAGCAGCUCCAGCGCAACGACUUCAAACUCAUUGAAAACAUCUUGGCCAAGUCUUUGGUGAUUCACCCGGAGGAGGAAGACUACGGCUUCGAAAUCGAGGAGAAAAACAAGGCCAUUGUGGUGAAAUCUGUCACCAGGGGCUCCCAUGCUGAGAUGGCCGGCCUGCAGGUGGGCAGGAAGAUCUACACCAUCAAUGAGGACCUGCUGUUCCUCCGGCCUUUCUCUGAGGUGGAAACCAUGAUCAGCCAAGCCUUCUGCAUACGACGCUCCCUGCGGCUGCUGGUCGCCACAAAGGCCAAGGAGAUUGUGAGGAUUCCUGACAACCCAGACAGCCUCUCCUUCAGACUCUGUGGCUCUGCCCCUCCUCAUGUCCAUGCUGUCAGGAAAGGCUGGGAGGCGGCGGCGGCCGGGCUUCAACCGGGCCAGGUCAUCCUUAAGGUCAACGGCAACAACGUCAACCACAGCGACUACCAGGAGGUGCUGGAGCAUUUCAGCGCCCAGCACACACACCAGGAGCCUCCCCAAGUGUGUCAGUGGGUGUAUCGGGCAUUUGAAGAUGUGGAAGAGCUACAAAAGGAACGAGUUGAAGGUGAAAAGGAGGAGAGCGCUUUCUCGCCUUACCCGGUAGAGAACGGGUCUGACCAUGAUGAGGAGAACGGCACCAAUGGAACAGACCACCGGCUGAGCAGACUCUCCAUCUCUGAUGACCUGCCUCUGGUCAGUAUGACGGUAGACAACGUCCAUCUGGAGCACGGCGUCGUCUAUGAGUAUGUGAGCACCGCCGGCGUCAAGAGCCACGUCCUGGAGAAGCUGGUGGAGCCCAAAGGCUGCUUCAGCCUCACAGCCAAGAUCCUGGAGGCCUUUUCUAGUGAUGACAGCCUCUUUGUUCAUAACUGCAGCCAGCUCAUCUCCCAGAGCGACCGAGUGGUUACCAUGCCUCAGUUCGAGUUCAGACAGAUCUGUGACACCAAGCUGGAGAGCAUCCAACGGCGAAUCAGCAGCUAUCAACAGUUUGCCCAGGAGCUGAGAAACAAGGCGGGCCCGUCCUUCAGGCAGGCCGGCGGUCACCCUCACCCACUGGGCUGCAUGGACUUUGUUCCCACCAACUGCCACGUCUCCUUCAUGCAGGUCUCCUACCCCAAGAGCAUCACCUCUGCUGGCAGGACGUUCAGCAUUCGCUUUGGGCGUAAGAACUCCCUGUUUGGCCUGGACCCUGACCAAGCUCAACUGAACCCCAUGUCCCACACGCAGCACUGUGUGACAAGCAUGGGAGCUCCCUCCUGGAAGUGCUCGGGCCUUGAAGGGGACGAGGUGGAUGAUGACGGGGAAGUGACCGUGGAUGGAGGCGACGGAUUGAACGAUAGUCUGCGGAGUGGCCACGAGGAAGGCGGGCUGAGCUUCCUGCUGAAACAGGAAGACACAGAGACCCAGGACAAUUACAUUCACUUGUACAGCCGGCUUGAUGUGGCUGUAAGGGAGAUGAAGCAGUAUGUGGCACAGAUAGAUGUCCUCUUGUCGUCCAUCACUGAACCCACGCAGCUCCAAGGGGAAGGCGGGGAGCCUCCAGUGUACGAGCCCAGUCAGCCCCCCUCUCUGGCCCCCUGUGAGGACGGCUGCGAUCAGGACAAAGUGGAGCAAGGCGGCAUCAAACGCGUCUGCUUCAAGGUGAACGAGGAGGACCAGGAGGACUCGGGACAUGACACGAUGAGCUACAGGGACUCCUACAGUGAAUGCAACAGCAACAGAGACUCAGUCCUGUCCUACACCAGUGUGAGGAGCAACAGCUCGUACCUCGGGAGUGAUGAGAUGGGAUCAGGGGACGAGCUGCCGUGUGACAUGAGGAUCCCUUCUGACAAACAGGACAAGUUGCACGGCUGCCUGGAGCACCUUUUUAACCAGGUUGACUCCAUAAACAGCCUCCUCAAAGGGUCUGUGAUGAUGAAGGCCUGUGACGAGACCAAGCACUUUUACUCUGACCACAGCCAACCAGAGUUCCGCCAAACAGAAGAUUGGACUGCUCGAUGCCGUUACAUCAUCCACAAGAACAUCCAGGAGGACCCCUGGAACCUGCCCACCUCUAUCAAAACCCUGGUGGAGAGCCUGCAGAGAUUUGUGGACGAUGGAAAGAACCAGCUUCUCUUGGCUCUGCUUAAGUGUACAGAUACUUCUCUGCAGUUGCGGAGGGAUGUGAUCUUCUGCCAGGCAGCAACGGGCGCCUUGUGCACACUGGCAGAGCAGCUGUUGGCAUCACUUCGGUCCCGGUUCAACAACGCCGGAGAGUAUCAGGAAGACGGCAAAGAGACCAGCAGGAAGUGGCUGGAGCAGAUAUCUGCCAUUGGAGUUCUGCUGCAUUUUCAGUCGACGCUAGCACCACAUCUGAAAGAGGAGCGCACCAUGCUGGAGGACACCAAGGCGGCCCUGUUGGAUUUGGACAAAGUCACUGUGUUCUUCAGGCAACUGGAGGACGAGUGUCUGGUCGCAAACACACCAGUGUGUUACCAGGUGGAGGGCAGCCGACAGGCCCUGAGGGUCACUCUGUACCUGGACAGCUGUCACUUCAGCGAGCUGCCCAGUCGACUACAAAACGGAGGCAGCCUCAAACUCCACACUAUCCUUUUCACCAGAGCACUGGAGCGUCCAGAGGGAGUGUCCCCGCAGGACUACGUAGACAUGGAGGAGUUCCAGCAGCGCACCAACGCUGUCUCACUCGAGAGGGUCAAGGCCUACUACCGCAGACUCAGGGCUUUCUAUUUGGAGAAGUCCAACCUCCCUACAGACUCCAGCACCACAGCAAUGAAGAUAGACCAGUUGCUGCGGCCUCUCAACACCCUGGACGAUCUUUGCCGACUGAUGCAAUCUUACGUCAACGUGCGGCCGAACGCCCAGGGUCACCCGUCAGGUGUCAGCGUACUGUGCGUGUCCUCUGAGCUGUGUAACCGUCUGGGAGCUUGCCACAUCACCAUGUGUUCUACAGGCAUGCAGAGAUGUACCUUUAGCGUGACACUGGAGCAAGCGAUGAUCUUAGCAAGAAACCAUGGCCUCAUGCCGCGCUGCAUCAUGCAAACCAUGGAUAUAAUGCGCAAACAGGGGGCAAGAGUUGAGCUCUCUGCCAAAAAUCGCAAGGUGAUGGACGAGAUGCCUUCAUCAUUCCCAAGGCUCUUCAAGCUGUGUUUGCCACCCUCAGACGGGGACCUCUAAGAAAGCUGUCGCUUCAUCAGGCGGAGAACUCGUCAAAGAAAUGUUGAAAAGGAAGACACCAUGAGAGAUGACAGCCACAAAAGACACUGCCAGUGGAAACACUUUUGUCCCGACUGUCCUACUGCCCCAGUUACACACAGGGAUCAUUCCACCAGGGGUGUCAGGAGAGUCUUCAAUGCAAGCUAAACAAGACUGCUCAAAUAUUAGUUAUCGCAGACCAACAGUGAGACUGAUGCAGCCUGAGGCUCAAGACCAGAUGUGAACUGUUAAACUGGGAUUCAGCCCAGAUAGAAGUAUUAUUGCUUUUGCUGUCUGUCUACACAAAGCUGACAUGAAUGACUUGAAAAGAGGUGCAAAAUAUUCACAACAUCAUUUCAAAAGAGGCUCUGGUGAAGGCCUCAGAAAGAAGACAUCCACAGUGACUAUGCUCUUACUAUUAACUGGAUUAACCAAACUACCUGUAGCAAACUGUCUCCUGAAUGCCGAUACUAUCCAUGCUGCCUUGGACUGCAACUCCAGAGAGCUGCCUCUUUCUCUGUUCAGGCUCUGGGAGUUCUCCGAGGCUUGAUGCCUGGAUCCCGAGUGAAGUAGUUAGCUGGCUGAAUAGAUGCAGAAAGUCAAAGUAUAGACAGAGAGAUGCAAGUAGGGAUUGAGGGAUGAUUGAAAAGAUGGAUGAUACAAGCAGGGGGUAGCCCUUUUUUAAGCCUGUUGCAUGUGGUUUCUGUGCAAUUACUGUAGGUUUAGUGUGAGUACUGUAUUACUGCACUAUAUGAAGGAUAGUUAUUUAUUGUGUCUGGAAGGAGCGUUUUUAUCCCUCACUUAUUCUAUAUCAGGUAUUAAAGAAUCUAAAAGCAUUCCAGCCUAAGUAUUGAACAGUAUUUAAAGGACCAAGGCAUGUCAUUUUUUAGACGUACCUGCUUGUGUGUUUUAUUUAUGUAUGGACUUUUAUCAUGUCAGGAAGUGUUACAUUGAUCUUCAGGGAGAGCAAGGGAGGGACAGAAGCUAGCUGAUCAGAAUCUAGACAAAGGUAGCUAAAGCAAACUAUACGAGGCUGCUUGUCAAUCAGCAGCUAAUUAAAGGUUGGUCAAUUGAAUCAUUGUUAAAUUAUUAAUAUAUUAAUUCAAAUGUUCUAGUUGAAGGAUUGCCCUCUGUUAACCAAGACUUGAUCUGAUUUUUAAAUUAGUUUUUACGUCGUCUUGGGUCUUUUUACUGUAGGUAUUAAAAUGAGCACAAUGCUUGGUCCGUUCAAGUUGCAGUGUUAGCAAAAAGUACUGUAAACAGUUUGUGGAUGACAUAAACAAAGGGAUCGUUUCGGGAUUGAAACACGGUAACUUUAUUUUCUCAUUUUAAUCUCUUGUACAUACAAACUGUAACAAUGUCAGAGAAGAAGGUAGGACGUGUCUUACAGCAGCAUUGUAAUGCUAUAAAUUAAAUCGGAUUAUUUUUAUGGAUGUAAUCUAGCAAACAAAGCAUUUUUAUUCAUCUGAGCAGAAGCUGUUUUUCCUUGCUGAGUGUAACCUCACUGACAACUUAUUGCUUUCGACUGUUAUAAAGACAGACAUGCAUCAAGAGCCAGUCUUGACAUGCUGCAUUCAUUAAGCAGAUCCCUUAGACCUUUUUAUUUAUUUAAAAGCUGUCUGGUUCCAGAAAAGCAUCCUCAAAUAUGCAUACUUCUGCACAAGCAUGGCCACUGUUAAAAGACUCUGCUUAUAUUUGUAUUGUUUUAAUUUCCCCUGUCAAAUUUGGUCUUAGUCUGAGAUGUGUACAUUGUGUAAAACCAGGAUGCAGCAUUAGUUACAAUAGUCUGGUUUAAAUAUUUGUUACCAGUUUCAAUUAGCUAAUGACUGCAGCAUGUUGGUGUAGCUGGACAAACAAAACUGUCACUGAUUACACAUUAUUACAUUAUUCUAAUGUUUUUGUAUAUACUUUAUUUGCAAUUUUAUGUUGCUUGAAAAUAACUGUACAAAGGAUCUUUGUUGAAUCUUUCUAAAAUUAUCAUUGUAAAUGCAAUCUUAACAAGAUAGUAAAUAAAAUGUUCACAGUA